Puccinia graminis f. sp. tritici CRL 75-36-700-3 is the source of this 1460-nucleotide messenger RNA. RefSeq lists its product as uncharacterized. The transcript has a single exon. NCBI's taxonomy places the organism in Eukaryota, Fungi, Basidiomycota, Pucciniomycetes, Pucciniales, Pucciniaceae. The record is from RefSeq and is a predicted model, not a curated record. Bases 231 to 1214 code for a protein of 327 amino acids.
AUUGAGACUACUAUCGACCCCCUGUGGGCUGGAAAGUUGAACCACCACAUCUACCUUACAGUUCAACUUGAUCUCGCGUCUUGAACAUUUUCUGCUCUAUUUUCCUUGUAUUUGUCCCUCACCUCUUAAGACCCCCUCUUUCCCAUACUUGGGAUUACAUCACUAAUGCUACCCUCCUUGAGAUCAUUAUCGAACCACUGCAUUGAUUAUUUAUUUGAUUUGCUCACUCUAUGAUUUUUUUUUGUGACGCCAUGUGUGGCCUAAUCUCCACACAUGCUCCACAGUCCAUCGUCUCGCAUCAACCUCCGCCGCGCUUCUCUGAUACGCCAGCUGCGACUGCCACCACUUUCCCCAAUUACACUCGACCCAAUAAUUCUGUCCUUCGUCCACCCCUGUUGUCGAUUCCUCAACUUCAAUCUACAACCAUCUCCGCCCCCAGUUCGUCUCAAUCAACCCCCACCUCCACCUCAGAUUAUUCACCCAAACUCAACAAGCCUCUAACACCCACGCGGGAAAAGCGGCGCAAACUUCGCAGCACCCGUGCCGGCUCACCCGUCCCCGCCUCAAUCUCUUUCAAUGCUUCCGGUCUUCGUCCCAAAAACAAGCAGCCAUUCCGUAGUUCUCGAGUUCAGCAUCACAGUGAACCAUGCAGCGACGAUGAGGACUAUCAACCAUUAUUAUCUUUCCAACGCCUCAACCUGAAAUCAUCCAUGCCUCCCGUCCCACCCGCCAUCCCUCAAGAUCUCAUGUUUCCACCAUCUCAAUGCUCUUACGCCCAUACUCCAAUAGUAGAGCCCUCUUACACAACCCCUCGGGACACUCCAAACGAUACUUAUGCAUGUAUACGAACAGUCUCCAAUCCUUUCUCAGUCUCGAUCUCCUCACAACCUCCCGCUGGUUUCACGAAAUCAAUGCCGAGAUUAAAUCGACUCAACCGAUCCAGCAUAUCGUCAUCCCACGAUCCCCUAUCUUCAUGUCUAGAACUUAGAAAAACCGAGGAGCAGGAUAAAUGGUGGCAUUGGGCGAAAGUUUGUAAAGUCACUGGUGAUGGAAACAAAUCGUCUCAUUUGGCUCCUCUCCGCUGUCAGGAUCUCAAACGAAACUUUGAUGAUCAUCUCGACUGCGAUAACUAUCAAGAACCCAGUUUACGAAUUCAAACUAGACCAUUCAGUGAAUCUACAAUUGAACAACAAAAGUUCUAUUAUUCUGGUUAAUUUGUCUCGUCUUUUUGUGUGCCAAAUCUUCUUCCUCAUUUUUACUUUAUCAAAAACAUUAGACCCUAUAGAUCGUAUAAUUUUAAGCAUUCUCUCCAUUUGUCAUGUUCAUUUGUGCGCGUUCAUCAAUUAAAUUGAACACAAGAAGACUGUUGAACACAAGAAAUCUCUUGAAUCCAACAAAACUUGAUUAACUAGACAAUAUAUUAUUAGGGCUUCAAAUAUCACAUCUGAUGAGACAACAUA